Histoplasma mississippiense is the source of this 993-nucleotide messenger RNA. RefSeq lists its product with no specific name. Bases 1 to 993 code for a protein of 330 amino acids. The record is from RefSeq and is a predicted model, not a curated record. Lineage: Eukaryota; Fungi; Ascomycota; Eurotiomycetes; Onygenales; Ajellomycetaceae. The transcript has 2 exons.
AUGACUGUCUGGGAAUCAAUACUCGGGAUUACGGGCUUCAAAAAGUCGUACAACUUUAUCCUUUUCUUCAUCUUUGCCGGAGGCCUGUUUGGCUUCACCCUCGCACGCCUGCAAUACCUCGACAUCACCGGACGUUAUGCCAGCGGCACCGCUCCUGGUGAAUGGUUCCACCAACACACUGGCUUCAGAAAGGUCGGCAUCACCCUUCAUCUAGGCACCAUCCUUCCCUGUGCAAUCCUCUUGAUCUUCCAAUUCAUCCCCUCAAUCCGACACCGAGCGACCCUCUUUCACCGCAUCAACGGAUAUAUCAUCAUCACUCUAUUCCUCAUCUCCAACGCUGGCGCCUUGAUGAUCGCCCGCCACGCUUUCGGCGGCGGGCACGAUGUGCAACUAGCCAUCGGCCUACUCGUGCUCAUCAGCACCGCCAGCGUCGGCAUGGCCUACUACAACAUCCGCUGUCUGCAGAUCGAACAGCACCGCGCCUGGAUGCUGCGCGCCAUGUUCUAUAUGGGAAGCAUCGUGACCAUCCGCCCUUUGCAGGAAAUCACCUCCAGAAUCAUCAACAAGCUGGGCACGUACUACGCCGUCUGGUCGUGCGAGAAGAUCGAUUUCACUUGGAAGUUCUACAAGAUCCCGGUCUCCUAUCUAGUGGCGUACCCCAUGUGUGCACCGCCGUCCAAUGGCUCAUCGCUGCCGCCUGGCUACGAUCCGGUCGCUACCGUCAAGGCGGAUGAUAACGGCGUUGAGCCCGCGCAGAUCGGUGCAAAUCUUACCAUGUCCUUCGGGCUUGCGCUGUGGCUUGCAAUGUUUAUGCAUAUCGUGGGUGUGGAGAUAUACCUGCAACUGACGCCACGGGAGAGCCAGCGACUGCGAAUGGUGAGCUACGAGCGGCAGAAGGAGGCGGGGUAUGCGAACCCUGGAAGCGCUGGGCUUGUUGUGCAGAAGUUUGGGGAUGCGGAGCCCUGGGCUCCUUCAGUUGAAGCUGGGAAAUGA